GCCUCAUUCACCAUCUUUUGUCUCCUCCUCUUAUACUUCUAUUAUUAUAUUCCUUUCCUUUAUUUUUCAAAAAAAAAAAUCCCAAAAAAAAAAUAAUAACAAAUAACCUAUAUUUACAUAUUUUAAUUUACACUCUAAAACUAUUAUACUAUGUUCUCCUCCAUGACAAACAUCACAAAAUUUGCAUCACCUUCAACUUCAACUUCGACUCCGGUUCAGACUCAGACUCAAACUCAGACUCUGAGUCGAUACGAGUCACAAAAAAGAAGGGAUUGGAACACUUUUGGACAAUACCUAAGGAACAUGAGACCACCCGUGCCAGUGUCACAGUGCACGUGCCAUCAUGUCCUAGAGUUUCUUAGGUAUCUUGAUCAGUUUGGAAAAACUAAGGUUCACUUACAUGGGUGUUCCUUUUUCGGGCAGCCGGAUCCUCCUGCCCCAUGUAGCUGCCCAUUAAGGCAAGCUUGGGGCAGCCUUGAUGCUUUGAUCGGACGGCUCAGAGCUGCUUUUGAGGAACACGGUGGGUCCCCUGAGAUGAACCCGUUUGGAAAUGGGACUAUUAGGGUUUACUUAAGGGAAGUUAAGGAUUGUCAAUCUAAAGCAAGAGGGAUUCCUUACAAGAAGAAAAAGAAAAAGAAGAAGGUUUUGAAAACAACCGAAGGUUCUUCUGCUUCAAACCCUCACUUCUAAGCAUGAAGACUGAAAAACAUGCACAUCAAAUCGUUCAAGUGAAAGCACUUUGCUCGUGCACUUGCUCGUUCGCUCGUUCGCUCAUUCGCUCAUUCGCUCUAUUAUAUAUAAGGGCUAAUAAGGUAAGUUAUAUCAUGAAAAGAAUGUAUAAGGAUUUGGUUAUCUCCAGGACGUUGUAUCAUACAUCUAUAUUGUAAUAUUAGUAGUAUACUUUUUCCAAAUUUUUCAAGAUCACAUUAUGUGUUGUUGGUGGCGGCCUAUCAUACUACUUGUAUUUAUUCACUUAUGCAAAGCUCAUUCCUUUGAGAAUUUGAGAG
This is a messenger RNA of Amaranthus tricolor (Joseph's coat), 1007 nucleotides long. Its product is annotated as protein LIGHT-DEPENDENT SHORT HYPOCOTYLS 10-like. The record is from RefSeq and is a predicted model, not a curated record. NCBI's taxonomy places the organism in Eukaryota, Viridiplantae, Streptophyta, Magnoliopsida, Caryophyllales, Amaranthaceae. The coding region runs from base 151 to 690 and encodes 179 amino acids. Gene Ontology annotation, biological process: mRNA transcription; response to light stimulus. The transcript has 2 exons. Gene Ontology annotation, cellular component: nucleus.